CAGCGGGGCCCGGCGCCGACAUGCUGCUGGAGCGGGUGCGGGCCGGCUCCGACAAGGCCGCCGAGCUGUGCCCCUGCAGCCGGGCGCCAGAGAUCCCGCUGUGCGCCGGCUGCAACCAGCACAUCGUGGACCGCUUCAUCCUGAAGGUGCUGGACCGCCACUGGCACAGCAAGUGCCUGAAAUGCAGCGACUGCCAGGCGCCGCUGGCCGAGAAGUGCUUCAGCCGGGGCGACGGCGUGUACUGCAAGGAGGACUUCUUCAAGAGGUUCGGGACGAAAUGCGCCGCCUGCCAGCAGGGCAUCCCCCCGACCCAGGUGGUGCGGCGGGCGCAGGACUUCGUGUACCACCUGCACUGCUUCUCCUGCAUCGUGUGCAAGCGGCAGCUGGCCACGGGCGACGAGUUCUACCUCAUGGAGGACAGCCGCCUGGUCUGCAAAGCCGACUACGAGACGGCCAAGCAGAGGGAAGCAGAAUCGACAGCAAAGAGGCCCCGCACCACCAUUACGGCCAAACAGCUGGAAACCCUGAAAAAUGCAUACAACAAUUCCCCCAAGCCAGCAAGGCACGUGAGAGAGCAGCUGUCCUCAGAGACUGGCCUGGACAUGAGAGUCGUGCAGGUGUGGUUCCAGAACAGACGGGCCAAGGAAAAAAGGCUAAAGAAAGAUGCGGGGAGGCAGCGGUGGGGGCAGUACUUCAGGAAUAUGAAACGGUCCCGAGGGAGCUCCAAGUCUGACAAGGACAGCAUUCAGGAGGAAGGGCCGGACAGCGAUGCCGAGGUGUCCUUUACAGACGAACCCACUAUGUCAGAAAUGAGUCACUCCAAUGGGAUUUACAGCAACCUAAACGAAGCGUCUCCUGCUUUGGGGAGACAAGCUGGGACCAACGGCAGCUUCUCCUUGGAACACGCUGGCAUCCCAGCUCAGGACCAGUACCACGACCUCCGAUCCAACAGCCCCUAUGGGAUACCCCAGUCGCCUGCUUCUUUGCAGGCCUUACCCGGUCACCAGCCAUUACUCUCAAGCUUGGUUUAUCCAGACAACGGUUUGGGCAUCAUGGCUCAAGGAGGACAAGGUGUUCCCCAGCCAAUGAGAGUCUUAGGUGGGAAUGGACCCAGUUCAGAUCUCUCCACGGGAAGCAGUGGAGGGUACCCAGAUUUCCCAGCAAGUCCUGCCUCUUGGCUAGAUGAAGUCGAUCAUGCCCAAUUUUGAUACAGGACCCAAGACGAGGGGGGCGGGGCGGGGAGGGAAAGGACUUUGGGCUACUGAGCCUCAUCUGCUACUGGGGAAAAAAUAACUUCCGAGAGGUGAAGAAAAGAUAGUUACUUGGAGAAAGAAAGGCAGAUGUGCUCUCCGAAGGCGGCCCAGCAGUGGGUGAGCGAGAGACAAUAGACUGAGGGAUCACAUCAGAAGGACUGGCUUCAAAUCCAUCCCAGCAAAACUGACCGUUGCAUCUACCGAACGGCGAGACUCGUGCUUUACAGAGCUGAUGAAGUGCGCUGCUUUCUGCUGUCAGCGCGUUCUCCGGAGCAAGGACUCACUUCAUCACUUACCCGCGCCCACGGCUUUUGUUUAAAAAAAAUAAUGAUUUCAACCAUUGUCAAAGAAGCGACAAUAUCUAUAUUUCUAGAGGAGAAAAAAGUUAAGGAUGACUCACUUCAGAAAUUCAUGGUAGAAAACCAUGUACCUAUUUCUCUGUUCUUCAACAGGUAAAAAAAAAAAAAAAAAAAAAAAGCAGCACCACAAUAUGUUUUUUGGUUGUUCUUUUGAAUUUACAUGAUCUUUUCUAAAUUUAAAUGGUCCUGAAUAUGCCAAUCAUUUAUUAACAGUCUCCUUUCCUUUGUAUGACAAGGAGCAUCAGUUAAUUCUGCUUUUCACCUCUUUGAUUUGUAGAUUGCUAGCUUUAUUCUUUCUCUAUUAAUGUUAAACUGUGAAUAGAUGUAUUUAUGACCAAAUGAUUACUCUUUCCCACUGGAGUCCAGAGUUUCUUUCCUGGACUCCAGAGCGCCGGUUGCUCUGAGUUGUGAAACUUCUGCUUUUCUUUACUGAUUCAUCUAUGACGACUUUUUGCAAAGCUUUUCAAAGUUGCACCUACUGUCUUGUUGCCAAAUCCCUUCUCAGACUGACUGAUCCGUCAGCGUUUUGGUUAGGCUUGUUUGAGUUACAGCUGUUCUUCAUACGUUGUUGGGAGCACACAUUUGCGUUUGCCAUCACCAUCACAUUUCUCCAUCCCGGGCAUUUGUGUCUUGCACAGCAGGUAUCGUGAAAGCUGAUUGUGAAGAAAGGCAAAACAAUAUGUAUAUUGUUACCUGAAUAUUGAAUUAACUGUAGAUUAUGUGUAUGUCCAGUGUCCUUUAUUUAUAUCUUCUCUUUCUCUCUGAUGAUCAAAUUCUUCAAGACUUCAAAUAAAUUUGUCAGCUAACGUUUAAAUAA
This is a messenger RNA of Alligator mississippiensis (American alligator), 2429 nucleotides long. It is a transcript of the gene LHX3, whose product is annotated as LIM homeobox 3. Gene Ontology annotation, biological process: regulation of transcription by RNA polymerase II; neuron differentiation. Gene Ontology annotation, molecular function: RNA polymerase II transcription regulatory region sequence-specific DNA binding; DNA-binding transcription factor activity, RNA polymerase II-specific. NCBI's taxonomy places the organism in Eukaryota, Metazoa, Chordata, Crocodylia, Alligatoridae. Bases 21 to 1208 code for a protein of 395 amino acids. The transcript has 6 exons. Gene Ontology annotation, cellular component: nucleus. The record is from RefSeq and is a predicted model, not a curated record.